Westerdykella ornata is the source of this 2143-nucleotide messenger RNA. RefSeq names its product glycoside hydrolase. The record is from RefSeq and is a predicted model, not a curated record. The transcript is spliced from 4 exons. Gene Ontology annotation, molecular function: chitin binding. Bases 260 to 2038 code for a protein of 592 amino acids. Gene Ontology annotation, biological process: carbohydrate metabolic process. NCBI's taxonomy places the organism in Eukaryota, Fungi, Ascomycota, Dothideomycetes, Pleosporales, Sporormiaceae.
GUAGACAAGGAUGGAAACCCGAUGUAUAGGAGAAGCGGAGUUAUUUUCUCCUGUGAUGAAUUUCCUCCGGCCUCUUGGAUCCAAGGGGGUCAGGGAGCCGCAACGUUUUGUGCGCCAAUGGGUGCUAAAGCGGGGAAGAGCGCAAGAUGUUCUUCGGUCAGUGCCGAGCAGGACUGGCAAGGGGGCCUCUUGAGCCGGUUUGGGGUAACGUAUCUGUGUCCUCUAGUCUCUAUAGUUACAGCCUCACACAUGGCAGGGAAUGUUACGGGAUUACGCCGACAAACAAAAUAUUGGCAAUGGGGAUUAUCUCCAGAAUAGCCUAUUUGCUUUUGACUUCGGUCUUGAAGAUGUUGCCAAUAACAAUCAAGCAGGCCGAUUCACCAUCCCCGGACGAAGGUAUGAGACGCGCCCGGUGAAAAGAUCUAUUGACGAAGCUUCUGCAUGGUUCAUACUGGAUAUCCACUCAGGCAGCGUUCUAAAGCAGCCAGCGACGAGAAGGGAAGAAGGACUCCCAGCGAAUGCCACGAUUCCUAUUCACCAAGACCCCUCUGGAGGAGACAUGCUUCCUACGCGAUUAGAUGUCAUUGAACAGUAUAUCCUGAACCAAGUAAACAAGAGCAACUCCUUAUCGAACUCAACGCGCGUAGAUUCCAGCAAUUCCACUAGACCUCACAGCUUCAUUGAAAAACGAGACGCCCUUUCGUGCUCUUCAGGCAUACCGUGUGUGGAUGGCAGUUGCUGCAACAAGGCCGGGAAAUGCGGCUUCGGCGCCGAUCAUUGUGGUGCAGACGUCUGCGUGUCGCAGUGCGGUGCGAAGGCGACAUGCGGCCGAGAUAGUGAGGGAGGCAACAAGAAGUGCGGGCUCAACAUAUGCUGCUCCUACUAUGGCUGGUGUGGUACAACUGAGACAUACUGCAAAGAUCCAGAGCCUCAGUUCGGCAAGACUCCUUGCCAAAAAGGGUUCGGGUCUUGUGAGGUACUGGCCUCCCCCGCCUGCAGCCCCGACGGAGGAUCGAGUGGCGGCCGAUCGGUUGCAUACUAUCAGUCUUGGAACUCUCGUGACAGAUUAUGCAACCAAGUUUUGCCUCACCAGAUCGAUACGAGGGGGCUCACUCAUCUCCUGUUUGCCUUCCUGUACUUUGAUCCCUCAUCUUUUGAGGUCAAAUUUGCGCAUCCUGGUGACGAAUCACUGGUGCAGCAAUUUGUAGCCCUAAAGACACCUACUCUCCAGACUUGGGUUGCAGUCGGCGGAUGGGCAUUCAACGACCCCGGAUCGACACUAAGUGCCUUCAGCAAUAUGGUAUCAACCCAACAAAAUCGCGCAAGGUUCAUUUCUUCCUUAGUUCGAUUUAUGGAAAGAUUUGAUUUCCAAGGGGCUGAUAUCGACUGGGAGUAUCCUUCAGCAACUAAAAGAGGAGGGAAAAGCGCUGAUGCAGCAAACCUUGUCCUUUUGAUGAAAGAACUUCGGGUUGCCUUUGGCACAAAAUAUGGCCUCUCUAUAGUGUUGGCGCCGGACUAUACAUAUCUCUCUGGGUCUGAUCCUAAGGCUAUGGAACCUUACGUGGACUGGUUUGGUUUCAUGUCCUAUGAUCUCCACGGUAUCUGGGACGAGGAUAUACCAGCUUUGGGCAAGAAAGUACGACCACAGACCAACAUAUCCGAGAUCAACACUGGUUUGACACCCCUGUGGUUUGCAGGUAUUAACCCUGCUAAAGUUAACCUUGGGUUGGCUUACUAUGGAAGAACUUUCACGCUUGCGGAUAGUGGUUGCUCUGGAGUUGGCUGUGGGUUCCGCUCAGCAGGCAAAGCAGGGAAGUGCACCAAUUUCCGUGGAGUGCUCUCCAAUCUCGAAAUCCAAGACUUGAUUCGGGAAGAAGGACUGACCCCUACACUACUGUCCGAUGCGGCCGUGAAACAGAUCGUCUAUCAUGGCAACCAGUGGGUAGGAUACGAUGACGAGGAAACACUUGCUAUAAAGCGUCGAUAUGCUAACAGUCUGUGCUUGGGAGGCACUAGUAAGUCACACCUUCUUCUAUAGUGCGCUUCUAACCACUCCCAAGUGAUAUGGAGCAUCGAUUUUGGCAGCAGUGGUAGUGGCAUCGGAGGAGGGAACGAUGAUGAAUUGUUGGCGGCAAACUCGAGC